Molecule: messenger RNA, 1227 nt
Organism: Acanthamoeba castellanii str. Neff
Lineage: Eukaryota; Discosea; Longamoebia; Acanthamoebidae
Exons: 13
Coding region: 1-1227 (408 amino acids)
Molecular function (GO): GTP binding
Source: RefSeq, a predicted model, not a curated record
AUGGAGUCCACGAGGAGCAUUGACAUGGUCGAGUCCCUCAUCAUCGAGGACUUGGAGUACAUCGCACAACAGUUCGAGUCCACGUUCACCGAAUGCAUUGCCAACGUCAAGAAACCGAACGUCUUGGUGUCGGGUGUAACGGGGGCGGGCAAGUCGUCUCUGGUCAAUGCCAUCUUCGGUGAGGGCAUGGCCAAGGUAGGCGUGGGUAAGCCGCUGACGCAACACUUCUCGCGGUACGCGCCAGACGACAUGCCCGUGGUGGUCUACGACUCCAAGGGACUCGAGCAGGGCUUCCACGAGGAGUUCGUAGCAGAUGCCAAGGAGUUUUUGGAAAAGAUCAAAUCGCAGCCCGAGCUGGGCGAUCACAUUCACAUCAUUUGGUAUGUCAUCAAUGCUGGAUCGGCACGCAUCGAGCCGUUCGAGGCCUUCCUCAUCAAGGAGAUCUUCGCUCCCGCCGACAUCGCCUCGGCAGAGCAGCUGAACGAAUUGGAGGAGAGCAUCAAGCAGUACGAGUUCACCAACUGCCGCGGCAUCUUCCGGGUCGUUGCUGACAGGAAGAUCUAUCCACAGAACUGGUGCGUGUCGUGUGCGGGCGACGACGUGAUGUACAAAAAGUCGACAAACCAACUCUUCUGCGAGGACUGCGGCGCCGUCACCGUCAUGACACCCACGCUCGGGCUGGAGAAAGUGGUGGACGAGACCUCGCGGAUCCUGCCCGACUUGGCCAAGGAAGCGUUCCUCUCGGCCCAGGAGGUCUCAUUCGCGAUCAAGGACUCGCGAGCGAAGGCGAUUGUCAAGGAGUACGCCAACAAGAUCUCGAUGGACGUGGCCGGCAAGGCCCUCAGCUCGGUGGGCGAGAUGGUGGGCAAAGUGUUCGUGCUCUGGGGCUGGAAGUACUUGGGCGAGAAGGUGUCUGCCACCCUCGAGAAGGAAAUGAGCGCCGAGUUCAGGAGUCAGGAGCUGACGUCGCGGCUGGCCAUGGUGGCUGCUGACACAAUCUCCAAGCGCAAGCUGUCUCGCUCUGUCAUUGCCUGCCUUGGCCUCAUGGUCAAUCGUCCCCUGCGAAAGCUAUCCAAGCAGCUGCUUUCGGUGGUGGAGGCCCACGACUCGGUCAAGUUCGAGGAACUCGAGUUCUCGCCGACCAAGUCCGCGUCGUUCCCCGAUAAGUUCGUGCAGUACGCCCUGGCUCACGGCAUCGACGCCGCCAUCGACAACUUCUGGGGCUGA